Dictyostelium purpureum is the source of this 1083-nucleotide messenger RNA. RefSeq lists its product as uncharacterized. Gene Ontology annotation, molecular function: L-serine-phosphatidylethanolamine phosphatidyltransferase activity. The record is from RefSeq and is a predicted model, not a curated record. The transcript has 3 exons. Gene Ontology annotation, biological process: phosphatidylserine biosynthetic process. The annotation marks the transcript as partial. NCBI's taxonomy places the organism in Eukaryota, Evosea, Eumycetozoa, Dictyosteliales, Dictyosteliaceae.
GGUAUAUUAGCAGCAUGUUCAGCAUUUUUAUUAUUUUCAAUGUUACAGAUGAGAGAUGGUUUAUUUAUUAGACCACAUCCAGCAUUUUGGAGAGUUGUUAUGGGCCUUGGUGUUUUAUAUUUAUGUGCAUUAGUUUUUCUUUUAUUCCAAUCAGCAGAUGAUGCUCGUUUAAUUAUGAAGCAUUUGGAUCCAAAGCUUGGUGUACCAUUGCCAGAAAGAUCAUACGCCGAAAAUUGUGAUCUUUAUACUCCAGACAAUCCAGAAUCAUACUUUAAAAACUUCAAAGAUACAGUUAACGACGAAUUUAUUUGGGCUCAUUUCUUUGGUUGGUGGGGCAAAACUUUACUUUUAAGAGAUUAUAGAUUAUGUUGGGUUUUAAGUAUUUCAUUCGAAAUUUUAGAAUUAACUUUUGCACAUUUACUCCCAAAUUUCCAUGAAUGUUGGUGGGAUCAUAUUAUUUUAGAUAUUUUAGUUUGUAAUGCAUUAGGUAUUGUUAUGGGUUUAUUAACAAUUAGAUAUUUACACAUGAAAGAAUACAAUUGGGCAGGUGUCGAUUCUCAACAAACUAAAGUUGAGGAUAAAAAGAAACCAUCAUGGUAUAAUCCAAUGACUUUACUUAAACAAUUUACUCCACAAACUUUAGAUACCUAUAAUUGGGGAAUUUUAUCAUCAUGGAAGAGAUUCUUGGUUGUAAUUUUAUUAAUCGUUUUAAUUUCAAUUGUCGAACUUAACGCCUUCUUCCUCAAAACUCUUUUAUGGAUUCCACCACCAAAUCCAUUAAAUAUUUAUAGAUUAUUAUUAUGGUGUUUAAUUGGUACCCCAGGUCUUCGUGAAUAUUAUCAAUUUGCAACCGAUACAAAAACCAAAAAAUUAGGUACAAUGGCAUGGAUUUGUAUUGCAAAUGUAUUUAUUGAAGUUUUAAUUUGUAUUAAAUAUGGUGGUGCUAUGUUUUGGCAAAUUCCAACUCCACCAGAAGUUAAAUAUCCAUGGAUUAUUGGAACUACCAUUUUCACUGUUUCAUCAGUUUUCUAUUUUGCAAUUUAUAAAAAUUAUAUUAAUCCACAAAAAGUUAAAAAUAAUUAA